GUCACAAAAAUCAUGAGCCCUCAUUUUGAAGAAAUUUAUGCCACUGAGCUGUCUGAAACUAUGAUAUGGCAGCUUCAGAAGAAGAAAUACAGAGUGCUUGGUAUAAACGAAUGGCAGAAUACAGGGUUCCAGUAUGAUGUCAUCAGCUGCUUGAAUUUGCUGGACCGCUGUGAUCAGCCCCUGACUUUGUUAAAAGAUAUCAGAAGUGUCUUGGAGCCAACUAGAGGCAGGGUGAUCCUCGCCUUGGUUUUACCCUUUCAUCCCUAUGUGGAAAACGUAGGUGGCAAGUGGGAGAAACCAUCAGAAAUUUUAGAAAUCAAGGGACAGAAUUGGGAAGAACAAGUGAAUAGUCUGCCUGAAGUUUUCAGAAAAGCUGGUUUUGUUAUUGAAGCUUUCACCAGACUACCAUACCUGUGUGAAGGCGACAUGUAUAAUGACUACUACGUUCUGGAUGAUGCUGUCUUUGUUCUCAAACCAGUAUAAACACGUGGAGGCCCGAGUCUUCAGCGCCCACCCCAAGAAUGUACACUCCAGAAAAGGGUCUGCGUUUGUGAUUAUGUGAAGGGAGGACCUUUGGGGACUGCCAUUCUGAAUAUCAUGUAGGAAUUUAAAAAGCCAAAAUACUAAUUAUUUCUUUGUAGUGUGUAAAAGGAACGUUUUUAAAAAACAAAACCCAACUCUUUGAGGAUUUUUAUCAACUCUUUACUCAGUAUACAGGUCACACUCCAAGUAUGGAAGAUAUUUUUUAUACUUAAUUACAGUAGGGACUCAUUCCCCAGUCAAAGCAAUAGUCACGACCUCACAUGGAACCAAUAAAUAUGGAUGAUUGUUUUUAAUAAAAUGAAGACUGGCAAUAAAGCUGUCCAUUCAAUUGCAAAUAUUUGGUUAUAAGGUAUAGCCACUGAUACUCUUUCAUGUUUAGAAAUUCUUUGUCAUUAUUCAAAAAAUGUUUUUAAUCAUGCUAAUAAACUUUUUUGGAGAU
Zalophus californianus (California sea lion) is the source of this 982-nucleotide messenger RNA. Its product is annotated as methyltransferase-like protein 9. Lineage: Eukaryota; Metazoa; Chordata; Mammalia; Carnivora; Otariidae. Bases 13 to 483 code for a protein of 156 amino acids. The transcript has a single exon. The record is from RefSeq and is a predicted model, not a curated record. Gene Ontology annotation, molecular function: protein-L-histidine N-pros-methyltransferase activity.